UAAAGGUGUAAAAUGUCCUGCAGGUCAGAAACCGAACCGCUCAAUAAUCGGAUUUAGCGAAUCUGUGUAAUCGGGCGUGAAGCCGUUAGUGCAGCUGCACUGCCAAGGUACGCUGAGGGACUUUUAUACUGAAAGCGGAAUCCAGACGGAGUUUUAUAUGCGCGUGUGUGUGUGUGCGCGCCCAGCCCAGCUCAGCUCAGCUCAGCUCAGCUCAGCUGUCUCUCAGAGAGCGGUACCGUCCCGGUCCGGUAUGAGUGUGUUCAGGUCGGAUCUGUUCAGCGGGAUGGUGGCGAUCGUGACCGGAGGAGGAAGCGGAAUCGGAAAGGCCAUCGCAGCGGAGCUGCUGCAGCUAGAUGGUCCUCUGCUGCUCUGUUCAGGAUGCAGUGUGGUCAUUGCCUCUCGAAGGUUGGAGCGUUUGGAGGCCGCGGCUGAGGAGCUGAAGCGCUGUACCCCUGAAUUGUCCAGGCCACUCCAGGUCACCUCCAUUCGGUGUAACAUCCGCAAUGAGGACGAGGUAAAGAAUCUGGUGGCAUCCACGCUGAAGCUGUACGGCCGGAUAGAUUUUUUGGUGAAUAACGGCGGCGGUCAGUUCAGCAGUCCAGCGGCCAGCAUGAGUCUGAAGGGCUGGAAGGCCGUCAUCGACACAAACCUCACGGGAACCUACCUCUGCUGCAAGGAGGUGUACAGUGCAUGGAUGCAGAAGAACGGGGGGGUCAUUGUUAACAUCAUCGCCGAUAUGUGGAGGGGCUUUCCCGGCAUGGCCCACACAGGUGCUGCCCGCUCUGCAGUGGACAAUCUGACUAAAAGUCUGGCCAUUGAGUGGGCGGACAGUGGAGUCAGGAUCAACUCUGUGGCCCCGGGGACAAUCUUCUCUAAAACUGCGAUGGAGAACUAUAAGGAUCUCGGUCCCAUGAUGUUCCAGAAAGCUGUUCCAUCAAUCCCAGCAAAACGCUUGGGCUUCCCUGAGGAGGUGUCUCCUGCCGUGUGCUUCCUGCUCUCUCCGGCUGCCUCCUUUAUCUCCGGAGCGACGCUGAAGGUGGACGCAGGACAGAGUCUGUAUAACGUAGUGUGGCAGAUACCAGAUCACUCAGCGUGGCCAGUGGCUCCUGAAGGAGAGAACGUAAACGCUCUGAGAGAAAUUUUGAACAAUCUCAAAUCUAAACUAUAAAUUACAGCUGUAAUUCUCUGAGUGGCCUGCAGGGGGCGCUGAGAGAAUAGACUGAGUGAAUGAAUUAAAGCCUCAGGUGGAGGUUUUUGUAAUUACACCUUAAACUGAUCUGAUCAGUCAGGAUAAUCUGUCAUCAGAUUAUAAUAUAAUGAUUAAUCGGGAUAACUUGUCAUGAGGUUAUAAUAUAAUGAUCAGAUUAUACUAUCGUGUUGUUGUUAUUAUUAUUAUUAUGGGAUUGUAGAGCUGAUUGAUCAUAUAUUGAAGUCCUAAAAGUGAAUUUGUUCAAUUUAAACUGAUUAAACAUCGUCUGUCAGUAAUUAGGGUCACUGAUAUAGUGGCCCUAAAGACUGUGGGGCGAAUGGGACUGGA
This is a messenger RNA of Pygocentrus nattereri (red-bellied piranha), 1537 nucleotides long. It is a transcript of the gene pecr, whose product is annotated as peroxisomal trans-2-enoyl-CoA reductase. Bases 158 to 1168 code for a protein of 336 amino acids. The record is from RefSeq and is a predicted model, not a curated record. Gene Ontology annotation, cellular component: peroxisome. Gene Ontology annotation, biological process: phytol metabolic process. Gene Ontology annotation, molecular function: trans-2-enoyl-CoA reductase (NADPH) activity. Lineage: Eukaryota; Metazoa; Chordata; Actinopteri; Characiformes; Serrasalmidae. The transcript has 8 exons.